ACAGCGAAGGGCUACGUCAUUAAAGCGCGCUCAUUUCAGCUGCAACACAAACAACGUGGCUGUGGAAGAUAUUUUGGUUUCAAGAAUAGAUUUAUGAGGUGGAUUUGAGGUGUGCAACAUGAAAGAUACACCUUUAUCAAAUUGCGAGCGACAGUUUCUUCUCAAGACGAUAGAGGAGAGAAAGCGACUGGACGGUAGAGAAACAUACGACUACAGAAACAUCAAGAUCACGUUUGGCGUUGACUAUGGUUUUUGCAUGGUUGAUCUCGGAAAAACAAAGGUCAUGUCACAGGUGUCAUGUGAACUAGCGACCCCGAAAGAAACUCGACCGUCUGAGGGGAUGCUCUUCACCACUGUGGAGCUGUCACCAAUGGCUUCACCUGCAUUUGAAGCUAACAAGCAGUCGGAGUUGUUGGUGAAAUUAAAUAGACAGCUGGAGCGUUGUUUACAAACUUCAAAGUGCUUUGACAUGGAGUCAUUGUGCAUCAUCUCGGGAGAAAAGGUGUGGAGGAUUAAUGUGGAUGUUCAUGUAUUGAAUCAUGACGGCAACAUUAUGGAUGCGGUAAGCGUAGCAGCAAUCACAUCCCUUUCCCACUUCAGACGGCCAGAGGUCAGCAUCCAGGGCCAAGAGUUCAUUGUGCACACAGCCGAAGAGAGAGACCUUGUUCCACUGAGCAUUUAUCAUAUGCCCAUCACUAUCAGCUUUGCCUUUUUUCAGCAAGGUUCCUAUCUGCUGGUAGAUCCCACUAAUAUUGAGGAGAAGUUGAUGGAGGGGCUGCUGGUUAUCGCCAUGAACAAGCACAGAGAGCUCUGCUUCAUUCAGUCAAGUGGAGGAAUCAUGCUGCUCAAGAAACAGGUGACGCGGUGCAGUGACAUUGCCAGUGUGAAGGUGUCUGAGAUUACAGAGCUCAUCCAGAAAGCCCUUGAAAAUGACAAGAGAGCCAGGAAAGAGGAUGGAAAGUUCGGCUUUGGAGAAUCGUUACCUAAAGAGCAUAUUGCUGCACAGAAGUUAAAAGAAGCUCCAGUUGAAAAAAUGGAUAUUCACGAAACAGCCUGUGAAAUAAUCAACAAGACAAAGAUCGCUCCCGACAUUCAAGGGGAUAAUUCCCCAGUGGUGCAUGGAGCGGGUCUUGGGACCAUUGGGGAAGGUGGCAACAACUCCUGGGGGCUCGAAGAGGAUGUUGAGGAAGAAGGAGAAAUGGAAGAAAAAACAGCCGACAAAAGAACAAAACAGAAAGGGGAUGUUGUAUCCGAUCCGAUUGUAAUAUCCGAUAGUGAAGAGGAAGAUGUCAUGGUGCUGACUUCAUAACUUUGAUGUGAGAGAAGCAUAUUCAGGUGGAAUAUCGGCUCCUACUGAUACUGGUGAUGACACCCUGCCCCAGCACAACGCAAUGACAACGGAAAACAAUUGGGGAAUCCCUCAGUGUCUGGCCCGUGUUUGCCCAUUGUAAAUGGAAGCACAUGAUACGUUUUUUGUUUUUGUGUGCGUGUGAAUGGAAAUGUUCAGUACUGUUGAAAAGUUUGGGGUCACUCUAAUGUUUCAAAUUAUUUGUUGCAAUUCAAGUUGUAGACCUCUAUUAAAUUGCUUGAAAACAAA
Molecule: messenger RNA, 1597 nt
Organism: Engraulis encrasicolus (European anchovy)
Lineage: Eukaryota; Metazoa; Chordata; Actinopteri; Clupeiformes; Engraulidae
Gene: exosc9
Product: exosome component 9
Exons: 12
Coding region: 119-1309 (396 amino acids)
Biological process (GO): U1 snRNA 3'-end processing; TRAMP-dependent tRNA surveillance pathway; nuclear polyadenylation-dependent rRNA catabolic process
Cellular component (GO): cytoplasmic exosome (RNase complex); nuclear exosome (RNase complex)
Molecular function (GO): mRNA 3'-UTR AU-rich region binding
Source: RefSeq, a predicted model, not a curated record